This is a messenger RNA of Morchella sextelata, 273 nucleotides long. RefSeq lists its product as uncharacterized. The record is from RefSeq and is a predicted model, not a curated record. Bases 1 to 273 code for a protein of 90 amino acids. NCBI's taxonomy places the organism in Eukaryota, Fungi, Ascomycota, Pezizomycetes, Pezizales, Morchellaceae. The transcript is spliced from 5 exons.
AUGGUUCAAAUGCCACAAAAAUUUAACGUGCAGCUAGCUACAUAUAUAUCUACGACUACUUCACUGCCGGGCUCAGUCCGGAGCAGCGAUAUAUUUGGUCUUGGAGGCGUAGGCACUAAUAUAUUACCUCCCCACCAAUCGACAACGUUCUUUGGGGUUUUAAAAGAGCGGUUUGGACUCUAUUUGCUGUCCAUACAAUACUCAAGGAACACCGCCGUGGUCGCCUUGAUUCCAAGUGAUUCCAAGUCAAAAAGACUUAGUCAAGACACGUAG